AUGUUGUCAUCUCGCACAAUAUCCUUGUUAGCUCGACAAGGGCGUUUGCAAAAGCUUUUUCCGAAACAGUCAGCAUUACUUGGUAUUCGUACGAAAUUCGUCUGGGGAAAGGAAGCCGUCGGUCCGAAUGUACCCGUAGGAGGCCGUAUGGGUGCUCCAGAAGAUCCGGAAUUGCACACUUACGACGGAGUAUAUCGAGGUACACCAAGUAAAGGCGAUAAGCCAAUGCCUGACUACACAUAUCGAGAGCCAACUGCUGGCGAUACGUACGUCGAUCGUUGCGUUUCAUACGCGAUCAGUGCAUGCCUCUGGUUCUGGUUCACCUAUCACAUGUAUUAUCAUUCUGGUCACAUAUUCGGUCAUUGGUAUAUGCCGUAUUUGGAGGAAUUCACUGACGAAGAAUUGGGAAUACCGCCUGACGACGCACCGGAUCCAGUCUACUGGGGCCAUCAUAAAGAACCUUAUGGAACUUAUCGUUAG
This is a messenger RNA of Anisakis simplex (herring worm), 480 nucleotides long. Lineage: Eukaryota; Metazoa; Nematoda; Chromadorea; Rhabditida; Anisakidae. The record is from the annotation of a GenBank genome assembly.